GCAUUUUCUAAAUAGCUAGUCCAGUGACAAACUAUAAUUUAUUAUUUAUGACAACCGGCCUUGGUGGCAACUUGACAAGAGAAGUAUCACAUUAUUAAAAUAGGAUAGCACGUAAUACUCUUCGUUAUGUUUUACGACGAUGUUUUAAAGCUGGUUGGAGAGUUUGGGCGAUAUCAGAAAAUACUGAGUAUUCCCGUUUGUAUUCAACCAUUAACUUCAGCUUUGAUGGUAUUGGUGACGAUAUUUUCAUUAGCUAUUCCGCCACACAGGUGUAAAUUACCAGGAUAUGAAAACGACACCUUUCAUCAACAAAACAAUUACCAUGGAUACCUAAUAAACCAGUCCAUACCACAAUCUUCUAGUUGUCUACUACGUAAUACUACAGUUGAUAAAUAUGGUAAUAUGACGUCAGUGGAAUAUAAAUGUGGUUCAUGGGUUUAUGAUACGUCUACGUUCAUAUCAACACUAGUUACCGAGUUUAAUAUGGUUUGCGACGAUGACAUUUUAAGAAAUAAUGCCAUUAUGACGACGUUCCUGGGUCUGGUAUUCAGUUGCUCUAUUAUAAGUAACUUUGCUGACCGUUUCGGUCGUAAACCAGUAAUGGUUAUUUGUAACGUAGUGUUUGUCACUUCUGCUUAUUUACUGGUUUGGACACCCAAUUAUAUGUUCUUAGUGAUUGUCCGAUUUUUUGUUGGAGUAGGAAUGGGCGGCCAAAUAAUAUCUAUCUUUACUAUUGGAGUGGAGAUAGUGGGACCUUCUAAAAGACGUUUUACUGGUGUUGUAUCUAACCUCGGAUGGUGUUUGGGUAUAUUGAUUGUAGCAGCGUUGGCCUAUUAUAUUAGAACCUGGAGAUACUUACAUCUAGCUGCAGCCGUCUUGACAUCGUAUCAGUUAUUUUAUUUUUUAAUGUUACCGGAAAGUCCACGUUGGUUAUUAACACGGGGUCAACUUGAUAAGGCAAGAAAAUUAAUCAAGAGGGCAGCUGUUGUCAAUAAAACGAUUGUAAGUGAGGAUACAUUAUCAAAAUUAAGAGUACCAGAAAAGCCCGCAACGGCAAAAUUUUGGAAACUUUGUUCAACAAAAAAGUUGACAGCGAGAACACUUGCAAUUUAUUUUGUUUGGUUUUCUGUCAGUGUCACGUAUUUCGGUAUAAUGCUCAAUUUAGAGUUUUUGGUGGGAAAUAUAUACCUGAAUCUAUCUCUAACAGCCAUCAUUGAAGCAGUUUGUUAUACAUUUGUUAUAUUAAUGGUAGAUAAGUUAGGACGAAAGAAACUUAUAUGUGGCUGUUAUUUUCUACAGAUUCUAUCAUUAAUAGCUGUUAUAAUUAUACUAUUAUACGUACCACCAGAUCUGAAUUGGUUGAUGACGGUAUUUACUUUGAUGGGUCAGUGUGGAACUAUAAGUAGUUUUGCUAUAGUUUGGUUGUGGACGAGUGAACUUUUCCCGACAGAAUUAAGAAAUGUUGGAACCGGUACUGGUUCCGCUUCAGCACGGGCAGGAGCUGUGGUUGCACCGUAUUUAGAAUUAUUGGUAAGUAGACUUACAUGAUUUUAAAUACUUGUACAGAUGUGGGGCAUCUGUAGUAAUUUAUCGCUUAAUUAUAUAAUAUUGAAUUACCGUUCACAGUUUUGUGUGAUGCAUCAUAUAUAUUCAUUUCUUGUAAACUUAUUGAUAGCAUGACAACACCUACCUUUUA
Molecule: messenger RNA, 1696 nt
Organism: Patella vulgata (common limpet)
Lineage: Eukaryota; Metazoa; Mollusca; Gastropoda; Patellidae
Product: organic cation transporter protein-like
Exons: 9
Coding region: 127-1548 (473 amino acids)
Biological process (GO): transmembrane transport
Cellular component (GO): membrane
Molecular function (GO): transmembrane transporter activity
Source: RefSeq, a predicted model, not a curated record